Molecule: messenger RNA, 1089 nt
Organism: Coprinopsis cinerea okayama7#130
Lineage: Eukaryota; Fungi; Basidiomycota; Agaricomycetes; Agaricales; Psathyrellaceae
Product: other/AgaK1 protein kinase
Exons: 7
Coding region: 1-1089 (362 amino acids)
Source: RefSeq, a predicted model, not a curated record
AUGAAGUGGGUGCGAUGUGACGGCCUAUGGGCAACACUGCGAUGGUCUCUACAUGCUUGGUGGCACGGCUACUCCGUCCCAACAGAACCGUCGAGUUGGGCCCGGUAUGAAGAGGAUUACGAAGUUCUGAAGGCGGCAGGGGAACGUUGGGCCCUACUCAGGCCUUUCUUCGCUUCCUGGGGAUACCACCUUUAUGAAUACGAACGUCUCCCAUGCACCUACCCUCCAAAAUCCCUCAAAUGUCCAGACGUUGUGGACGAGUCCUAUCCUUAUGCUAGGUGUCGUUUCAGCACUGACGAGCAUUAUGUGUUCUCGUACGUCCAUACUGGUCGGAUAUGGGCCGCGCGAGACAACUUUGGCAGAGACGUGAUCAUAAAGCUAGUUUCCGCUCCGAAUCAGGAGUUGGAAGAGUUGAGGGUUUGGCAAAGACUGAACACGCCGCAAGUGAGGGCCGAUCCCCGUAAUCGAACGCUCCCUGUACUGGACAUCAUCACGUACGACGGAUUAGUCUUCGUGGUAGCAUCUCGAUGGGGAAUGCCCUUCCUAGGACUGACGUUCCCGACAAUUGAACAUACCUUCGUUAUGAUGGAACAGUUUUAUGACGGCCUCGCAUUUCUUCACGAAAACAGGAUUGCUCAUCGCGAUAUAGACCCCGGCAACAUGGUCAUAAACGCGUUAUUUGAAUGCUUCGACAGCACUCUUGACAGUCUCGAGAUUCGGGACCCGUCUCGUGUGCGUUACGGCUACAUUGACUUUGAGGCUUCGUCACUCUUUGCCAUGGACACCGAUAUCGACAAUGUAACGAUGAAACGCGCAAAUCGCGCUUCGACGAUAGGGUCGGGCUUGGCCAAAGGACAGCAGUCAAAUCCUUUCAGGGACGACGUCUAUGUUUUGACGUGGCACAUUGAAGGCAUAGUUCCUGAAAUUGGUUCAUUUUACGACACCAUAUUGAAAGAUUACGCCCGUACGCCGCGCGCUGAGGCAGCUCUCCAUCAAUUGAGAGAAAUUCGCUCGAAGCUCACUGCAGAGCAGCUGCGCCAGGAACCCCCCGGUUCUAUGUGGAGGAAAGGUAAAAUUAUCAAGCAUUGA